AUCACUGACAUCUCUCUCGCUCGCCGCCCCUAUCUAGGGUUUUAGUGGAUCAAACUCUAGGGCUCAUCUUAUAUAACAGCGCUCUUUUCUCGCAACUUUAGGGUUUUUGUACUUGCUUUUGCCAUAUAAUAAACUUCAAAGAUGUAUCUCUGAUUAUAGUUCUUCUCGCUCUUUGUUUCAUGGAAGCGUUUUGAGCAUUGGCUGAGUUAUGUCGAUUAUAUAUAGACAUAAUUUCACACACAUACACAUACGAUAUAUAUAUAUAUCAUGGUCUUUAUUUAGGGUUCUUCGUUUUUUAUUCCCACAUUUUUUAAUCUGAUUAUCUCUUCAAUAGCCAUCUCUUCUUUGGAUCUGCACUUUUCUAUAUUUUGGACCACAAGAUAUACAGUUUAUGCGAUCAACGAUAGCAUUUUUCAGGUCUAAAAAUGCUCUGCGAAUGUCGAAUUUUGGAGUAAACUCUCAUUGUUUUCUUUGCUUUUUAUAUAAUUUGUGUGUAUUGAGAGUUUUGUUUAUUUGUGUACAUUAGAAGGAAGUCGGGUGACAAGAAUGACACAAUUAGAUGUGAAAGGAGAAUUCUUUGGGGUUAAUUUAUUCUGAUCUACUCAUUUCUGUUUCUAAUUUAUGUUCCAUUUUAUCAUUCAGUAAUUGAAUUAAAUGGGCCCUUGUGAAUUUCAUUUGAAGCUUUGUUAUAUUUUUAUAUGGAUUUCGUUUCAGUUGGAUGUUGAAUAACUUUUUUUAAUAGAUUAUAUGUUUUUUUGUUAAUUUAUUUUAUGUUUUAGUUCAAUGUAAGAAUGUGAAAUGAGGUGGCAAGAAUGAUGAAAGAAAUAGAUGUGUGAGAGGAGAAAUCCUUUUGUGAACUCAACUAUUGAUGCUUAUUGAUAUUCUGACUUUGCCUUUUUUUAUUUUUUCUUCAAUUGUGUUUUAUCUAAUUGUGCAUUUAUUUUAUCUUCAAAUUAUUAUUAUUAUUAUUAUUAUUAUUAUUAUUAUUAUUAUUAUCAUUGUUACAUCAAUUUGCCAUUGCAUUUGAUUGGCCAAAUGCUGUACUUGUAUUUGAAAUGUCAAUUUAUUUAUUUUAUUGAUGAACCCUUUUGCCUGAUUUUUAACUGUCUAGUUUAAAGGUUUUAUUUUGUUCUUCCCUUCUGGACAGUUUAAUUUUUAAGUUGUUUAUCCUAAAUUCUUCUUUAAGAUGCAAUAUAGCUGGAAUUUUCCUGGCAUAACCAAUUUGCCUUCUUUGAGUCUCACUUAAGGGACUUUCUGAAACCCAUCUAGCAUUUUGUUAUCGGUUUCUUGAAUUUUAAGUAAAGAUUAUCUUGAUGUAUGACAUGGUAAUUGGACAACAAUGACCUAUGUAAUAAUUUUGAAUUGCAAUUACUUUGAACCAGUUUCUGCUGCUUCAUUUAAGUUUUUUCUUCUAAUUGUGAAUGCAAAUGUAGCUUCUUUCAAUGUAACCUUUCUCAUUUUUUUUGGUCACUUUUCCUAGUGGUUUCUUCUUUGUGUUGUCUUUUCCUUUGAGACCAUUUUUUUAAAUAUAUACCCACCGGUUUGGCUAUGUGUAUGCGCGGCCCUUAAGAUCGCCUUCCUUUUUGAGACAUGGAAGCGUUUUGAGUCAUAGCUGCGCUAUAUUAACCAUAUAUACAUGCACAUAUAUAUUUAUAUAUUUGUGUACGUAUUAGGGGUUUCUCUUGAGGGUUUUCCUUUUGAGCCCCCUUUUGUCCCACCUAAUUAUCACAUCAUGAGCAUCUCUUCUUUGGAUAUGAAUUUCCCUAUGUUUUGGACCCUAAGAUAAAUAGCUUUUUAUGCUAUUUUAUCUGUGGUUGUUUCAAGAGAUGGAAUUUUCAGGUUCAGAAAUGCAUUAGAAAUGUCUCAAUUUAAGGUGGGAGACAUACUUAUCUUUCAAAAACUCAAAAGUUCAGUAAAUUCAAAUGAUUUCUUUUUUUUUUUUUGUUCUUUAUUUUAAAUAUGUUGUGGUAUUAUUUUUUCUUAAAGUUAGGGUGGCAGGAAUGAUGAAACAAUUAAAUGCGUGAUGGGGAAUUCCUUUGUGAGCUCAACUAUUAAUGCUUAUUGAUAUACUGACUAUGCCACCCUUGUUUGAUAUUUUUCACCCUGACUUUCUGUUUUUGAUAGUUUUAUAUGAAUUUCACUUUCAAUUUCUAGCAGGAUUAUAUUUUAGUGGUGUUUGUUUGUAUGGCAUUUUAAUGUAAUUCUGUUUAUAUGCAUAGCAUUCGAAAUUCUUAUUAUUCAUUAUUUUCAUUAGCUUUUUGUAACAUAUAUGUGUUUUGAUGUGUAUGCAACUAUGCAUUUAAGGCUCUCUCUCUCUCUCUCCCUUCCUCUUUUUUUUUUUUGAUAUUUCAUUUUUUCCUCUGGUAAUGUCUUCCAAGCUUAAGUUUUACUUUCACUUGAAUCUUUAUAUUUUAUGAAAUAAGGAAAAAAGUUUGUCAUAUUAUAUAGUUUCAAUUGCAUUGGUCACAUGAAAUUUUACUGUCCUCACGUAAUAAGAGGGACACACUCCUAUGUCUUUUCUGGUUGUGAGACAGACCACUGUUAUCCUCGCUUUGUCCAUCUUCAUCUUUUGUGUAAUUGUCAUCGUGACCAUCUUCACUUGUUAUAUUAUAUGACAUAUCAUCUAUGACAUUUCUAAGAGAAUGAUGCGAUACUAGUACAAGACAUUUUGCUUUGGAGAUGCUACACUUGAAUGAUGCAAUACUCAGCGGGAAGCGGAUAGUGGUUUCAAGUGGGAUAUACAUGCAACACUUCUACGUGAAUGAGGUAAUUCUAGUACAAGACAUUUACUUUGGGGAUGCUACAUGUUUGCAAUCUAUUUAAUUCUAUGAUCUAACAUUGCUCACCUUCUUGAAUGCAGUACUUAAGUUUUGAAGUUUGUUUUUGAAGUAAUGUCAUUGUAUUUUUGAAUAGAGGUGUUACAUGUGAAUAAAAUAUGGUAGAUGCAAAAAUUUAUUAGUGAGAAUCUGAGUUCUAUAUUAGUGAUUCUAAUCUUUAAUCUUUUAGACUUAGCUCUUCUUGUGAUGUCAUGGCACUUUUUGGGUUGGCCAACUGAGGCAAUGGUGAUGAAAGAGUUACUAGUUGCUGUUAAUAACUGGUAGUGAAGAGGAUUUUCUGCCCUCUUGACAUGCUGGAAUGGUUUAAUUUGAACAUCGUCUCUUUGUUCAUCUAUAGGUAAAUUUUACAAUACUUCAUUAGAUGUGAAUUCUAGGAUAUUUAGCAUCCCAGAUUACCACAUUCACAUAAUUAUCAAAUCCUCUGUCACACACACAAAAUCCACGGCUACUGGUUCACUCACUUAUUCUUCAGUUGUGACAACCGCCGGUCUUCUAAACUUGCUGAAUCAUUCCAACACGUUUCCAAAGUGUUGCAGGAAACUGAUGGCGUUUCCAAAGGCUGAUGACACGAUGGAGUCUAUCUUGGAACCAUGAAGUUACCAUUGCUUACUGAUAUUCCCAGAUUUGAGACAUUGCUCUUUCAGUUUUGCAGAUAGACGGUGACGGUGACGGUGACGCCCUAUUAACUUACUUUUUCUGUUGAGAGUUUAUCUAGGAGGGUUUAGGACGGAGGGGAACAGUCUUUGCCAAGGAGCUAAUCGGCCACUUCCUGUACCUAUAAUGGCGUGUUGUGGUUGAUAAAAUUUCAAAAGGAGCUACACUGGGUUUCAUUACUAUUGGAGAGAGAAACACCAAGUCUAUGUUUACAUUAAUGGAAUGCUUCGUUUUUGAACAACUGCGGUCCAAUUUUCCAGGCGAAAAAGUCUAUUUUAUUAUGCACAGCUAUUUUGGACAUUAGAGUUGUUUGUGAUUGCCUAUAUAUGCGAUGGGCAUACAUGUAUUGAAUGAAAUAUUUGAAUAAUCGAGUGUUUUUCUCCAAUUUCUCUCCUCUCUUUUUCUCCCUCCCCCUUUCUUCCAGCCCCGGCAAGCUGCCCACCAUCUUCAUACACAGGCUGACCAUCAAUUUUCCCACUCAUUGCCUGUACUUAGAUCUAGAUUUUACCCGGCCAAUCCAAUCCCAACCCAAAUUGGUUGGACCUCGAAUUUGAUUUUGGUCCAUUUAACCAAAUAACCCAUCCCAUCACUUUGGCCCCAACUUCCUCAACAGAAACCCAAGACCGAACAUUUGCUAAUAUUUUGAUUGAACCAGCCGAUACUUGAAAUCUUGCAAACCGUAUUUAGAACCAGAUUCACUCUGUUUGGUUAUGAGUUCAGAACCAAACCCAGUUUUGAAACUGGACCAGAAUUGAAAGAGUAGCGCACAGCAAGGAAAAAAAUAAGAACAAAUAGAAAUUUUUGAAAGCCUUUUGUCCUUUAAGGAAAUGGGGCAAGUAAAAACAGAAGGUUGGUUUCAUAAUGCCGAUGAAGAUGGUUAUGACGCUAUUGUUGUGGGGUCUGGAUACGGAGGUUCUGUUGCUGCUUGUCGGAUGUCAAUGGCAGGAAUUAAGGUUUGCUUGAUUGAGAAAGGUCGGAAAUGGGAAGCUCGGGAUUUUCCAACUGACAGUUGGAAGAUCUUGUCAGCUGUGAAAAUGGAAAAGCGAAACUUGGGGUUCAGCUUUGGCCCAAAAGAUGCUUUGUUUCAGUUAUAUGAACAAGGUGAUUCUCUAGCAGCAGUGGCCUGUGGGCUUGGUGGAGGUUCACUAGUUAAUGCAGGAGUUAUGCUAUCAACCCCAGCUCGUGCAAGAAAGAACCCAAAAUGGCCAAAAGAAUGGGAAAGAGAUUGGAAGAUGUGUGAAGCUUCUGCUUCAGCCAUGCUAGGAAUACAGAGUGUUCCCGUCAAGUUUCCCAAUGCCAGAGUCAUGGAAGAAAUAGCUGAAGAAGAGUUGGAAGAAAGUUGCGGCGGAUCACUGAACCUGAGUGUGAAUUUUGAAGCAAAAGAACAGCCAUCAAAUCUAACCAAAUCUCAAGAAUUGGGUAGCUGCUUAGCCUGUGGAAAUUGUCUUGCUGGGUGCCCUUAUAACGCCAAAGGUUCUACAGACAAAAAUUAUCUGGCUUCAGCCAUCCAGACAGGAUGUACUAUCAAAACAGAAUGUCAAGUUUGUUAUGUGGGGAAAAACACAAAUGAGCUUCGCAAAGAUGAUGAAAGAAUUAGCAGGAAAAGAAGGCGACGGUGGCUUGUAUUCCUCAAUGAAAUUGACUACAUAACAUCUGAUUUUGUUAUCCUUUCAGCUGGAGUUCUUGGUACGGCUGAAAUCCUAUUCCAGUCACAAAUUAGAGGGCUGAAACUUUCUGAGAGGCUCGGAUGUGGAUUCAGCUGUAAUGGGAAUAAUGUUGCUUAUCUUGCUGGAAGCUCAGCACCCUUGAGUGCUUAUGGUUUAGACAGAAAGCAAUUAUCAAAAGUACCUUUCCAAGAACGACCAGGAACAUCCAUUUCUUCAUCAUACACAUCUUCGUUGGGGUUCACAAUUAAGAGUGCAGUACUCCCAACGGCUUAUCCUUACCUACUAUUUAAAGGGAUCAUAACUUAUGGGUGGCCAUCUGGCUUCUGGUUCUUGCAUGGGGUUAUAGACAAGCUGAAACGUAUAUUUGGUCUAAAAGGCUGCCAAGGAAUGAUUCUUAAUGUAAUAGGAUAUGAUGACAGUGACGGGAGAAUUACUCUAGAAAAAGACACAAACAGAAUCUGUUUUAGGCCAGCCCAUGAUCCCUUAUUGACGCGAAAAGUUGAAGCCUUUCAAAAACUUACUAGAAAAGUGGGAGGAAUUCUCUUCAUGUCAAGGUAUCGGAGUACAUCUGUUCAUCUUUUAGGUGGGUGCAAUGCAUCAUCAGAUCCUUCACUUGGGGUUUGUAAUCCUAAUGGUCAAGUUUUUGACACAAAAUCUCCCAACACUGUGCAUCCUGGUCUCUAUGUUUGUGAUGCCUCCUUAAUUCCCUGCUCUGUUGGCAUAAACCCUUGUCUUACCAUUGCUGCAGCAGCUGAGCAUGUAAGCAGACACCUUGUGCAGGAUGUUUUUAGAUACAAGAGCAUGGAAGGUAAAGAUUUUGUGGAUAGAACUGUUGACCAUAACCAAGGUUCAAUCAUAUCUGGGAAGUUAAGCAGCAGCCUGAGAUCAACAGUUGUGUUCAAAGAAACCAUGAAAGGUUACUUGGGGGGAAUGCCAUGCAUAGCUUACCUCAAAUUGAGUAUGAACUCUAGGACUUCGAAGGGAUUUGAUGAACAUGGUAGAGCUAUUGGAGGAUCUCAUUCUCUUCUGAGAGGAAAAGUAGGUGGAUAUGUUGUAUUUAAACCUGUUGAUAUUGAUAGAUUAUUUGUUAUAGAUGGGGAAGUAGAUUUGUGUAGAGUAGAUUGCAGGACUCCUUAUACGCAAUAUAUGCACUAUCGUCUCCUUCUUGCAGCUUCUUCUGGUUCAAGGUUUAAAUAUACUUUGAAUUCUUGUUUUUCCUUUCAUUUUUGCAUCUUAUAG
Molecule: messenger RNA, 6397 nt
Organism: Cornus florida
Lineage: Eukaryota; Viridiplantae; Streptophyta; Magnoliopsida; Cornales; Cornaceae
Product: long-chain-alcohol oxidase FAO2-like
Exons: 9
Coding region: 4319-6397 (692 amino acids)
Molecular function (GO): flavin adenine dinucleotide binding; oxidoreductase activity, acting on CH-OH group of donors
Source: RefSeq, a predicted model, not a curated record